AUGACGCGAUUAGGAGCGAUGCGGAUUUCCAGGCGAGCCGCAGUGCUGAUGGUGGGAGGAGCUGCCGUCACUCAAAACCCUUUCUUAUUUCGCACGGCGUUUGCUGAAGCUCCAGCAGAAGAUGAACUUCCCGACAAGAAACCUAUAUACUCUCCCUAUCCUGUAGCGCCCACGACCCCGAAACCAUCUCCCACCUCACCUGGUUCUACACCCAACCCAAAGUCUCCCACACCCACCGACCGCUUAACGGAACAAGUAAAACGGGCUCGACUUUUCAUUUUCGACCAGUCGCUCACUGUCGAGAACGCCACAAACGACUUCCUCACGUGGGCUUUCCGUAAAGAGACAAAUUUCGCCAACACAGUCGCAUCCCUAGCUCCGGCACCAGAAACUGGAGAACAGCUCCUACCCGGUGGUAUAUACGUCCUUGUCGCAACACUUGCCGGUUCAAUAGUAUCGAGAAACCGUGGCAUAUUCCUGAGAGCAGCGACACCCUUGGCCGUCGGAAUAACAGCAGGCUGGUUCUUGAUUCCAGUUACCAUGCGAAACACCUCGGAUCUGAUUUGGGAAUACGAAAAGAAAGUCCCUGUCGUGAGUGAGACGCAUGCGCAGAUCAGUGGCUUCGUGAAGGAGAGUUGGAGACAGGCAAGAACACAUGCUCAAUACGCGGCGAACUGGGCCGACGAUACUACAUACGAAGCACGACAAAAAGUUGAAAAUUUGGUGUCCAAGGGCAAAUAG
This is a messenger RNA of Exophiala bonariae, 741 nucleotides long. RefSeq lists its product as uncharacterized. The transcript has 3 exons. Gene Ontology annotation, cellular component: mitochondrial crista junction; MICOS complex. Bases 1 to 741 code for a protein of 246 amino acids. The record is from RefSeq and is a predicted model, not a curated record. Gene Ontology annotation, biological process: cristae formation. Lineage: Eukaryota; Fungi; Ascomycota; Eurotiomycetes; Chaetothyriales; Herpotrichiellaceae.